UGUUUCCAGAAGCGAUAGCUGCGAGCAAGAAGGUAAUCCGGAGACUACGAUUCAGCCUCACUGUCAUAUAACAAUGAAAUGUACGAAAGAGAUUGCUGGCUUCAACGAACUAGACGAGGCUGUUAAACGGCUAGACUUCCGAAGUGCAGUCCGAGACGUUCGUAGAUUCAACUACAUUUGUGCGUUACUCGAACUUUUAAUAGGACAGCAAAUGACAGCAUUGUCUGGAUGUGCACAGAAAGUUCUACUUGCUAUGCUAGAGGAAGUUGCUAGAUAUGCGACUACUAGUCACCACAACCCUAGAGGUUUCCAUCAAUUACUCAAUAAUCUGAAGGCUUUGAGGGCAGCUGAGAGGUCGGCCUAUUGGGGUGGUCCGUUAGGUUCCCAACUUCUUUGGCACCAAAACACUUCAAAAAUCGAAAAAAUACUAAACAUGGCCGCCCAAAUGCAAAUUCGUGAACCGAAUCCAGACAGCUAUCCCAAAUUGUUGCAGCUGCCAGAAGAAUGUAUCAGAGAAAUAAUCUUAAGGCUGUCCGACCAUAGAGACCUGACCGCUAGUGCAGAAACAUGUGAACAAAUGGCGUCCAUUGUCGGCGAACAAAGAGUGUGGCGGGAACUGACUAAGUUUCAUUUCACACCUCAGCAAAUAGACAUAGCAAUGCCAAAGAGCAAUGAUGAGACUGACUGGAAGACUGUUUACCAUACUUUGAAAAAAACAUAUGGACUAAAUGAAGACAGACAGUAUGCAGAAAUGCUCUCUUUAUGUCGAUAUUGCCGAUGUCUGUUUUGGAGAUCUCUUGGCCAUCCUUGUAUCGCGGACCAAUGCCCCGAAUUUCGGGCCAGACUACAAGAAGCAGGAGGAAUUACAGCUCCCAGUCCUGUCCCUCCAUCAGCCUUUCUAAAAUUUUUCUCCUUGUAGCUGCCUUUCUAAGUCAUCUAUUUGUUGUGCUUUUUGUGCAUUGUGAUAUAUAUAUAUAUAUGAUAGAUCUAUCAAAUGUGAGAUUUUGUGUGAAAUAGGCUGCUAUAUAUUUCUCAUAGAAACUAUAUCUUAGAUUAUAACAAAUUUAUUAAAAUUAUUUUCACUUACUA
Molecule: messenger RNA, 1089 nt
Organism: Leptinotarsa decemlineata (Colorado potato beetle)
Lineage: Eukaryota; Metazoa; Arthropoda; Insecta; Coleoptera; Chrysomelidae
Product: F-box only protein 25
Biological process (GO): protein ubiquitination
Cellular component (GO): nucleus; SCF ubiquitin ligase complex; cytoplasm
Molecular function (GO): protein binding
Source: RefSeq, a predicted model, not a curated record